CAUCCGUUAAAAGUUUAAAAAAUUUGAAGCUGAUAAAAAUAAAAAAAUUGUAAAUUUUAACAUACUCGUUCUCUUUUAAUUUCAACCGUAUUAAAAUAUAAUUUUUGAUUUAUUUAUUUCACGUUGAUAGUCUAAAAGGAUUAUUGAGCCUAUAUGUGUACGAGUUUUCAGUUUAUUUAGCUUUCAGUGUGAUAGUGUAUGUGAGAGAAAAUUAUUUUGACUUCCAACUAUUUAAUAUUUACUUAGUUUAGCGAUAAAUAUAAAUAUGGAAAGAAGUGCAGCCGUGCCGUUUACGGUUGAUAAUCUAAUUAGUAAUUGGAAUGAUGGCUUCCCCAACUAUCCGUUAACUGCAGCGGAUCUCAAGAAGCCUCAUGCACUGAUGGGUGCACUUUUUCUCGUGUUCGAUAGACUAGGCAUUGAUCGAGAUGCUGUAAUGAUGCCACCGCCUGAAGAGAGUCGCAAUGAACACACAAUCUACUACUGGGAUCUGUUGCCAAUCAUCAACAUGACUCGUGUUAUCAAUCAUUUUGUAGCAGUGCUUCCACAAAUGAAUGUCAACAUCACAUUAACACACUUCCUGCAACCCACUAUGAUCACGUCAAAUUCAAUACUGUUGUUAAUGUUCAAUUUGAUGGUCUUCAAUGAGGAGAGGCUAAGGGACAUUGCUCCACAGGAGGAACUACUGUUUGCUAAAACUGAACAGGUUAAAGAAUUAGAGAAUAAGAAAAACAGACUACUUGAGAUGCUUAAUGAGCAAGCUGAAGAGAAAGGGAAGCGCUCUGAGAGGCUCGAAAAGUUGGAUUAUGACAUAAAACAAUAUGAAGAGGAGUUACGACAAGAGACAGAAUUACACGAAGAGGAGAAACAAGAAUUAGAGGAAGUUCUAAAAGAGAAUCACAAAAUAGAGGUAUUGCUUGAACAAAAGAGAAGUCAGAGGGAUGCCUUAAUGAUGGAAGUAGAUCGUAAAAAGGCUCUCAGGGUAUACGACGCGGAAGAUAUAAAGGCGCAGGCGGAACAAGCUGCACAGAAUGUCCAAGAAGCAGAGGAGAAGUUGAAUUCUCUUAGAGCGACAUUAAUGCAGAAGGAGAAUAGCUUGAAAAAUUUGCAGACAAUAAAACCUAAUCUGGACACGGCUAAUAAUCUCUUACAUGAGAUUAUGAAGUUGUCUGAGAGUUUGAAAGACUAUGAAUCGGGCGACCUAGAUUUCGACAGUAAAGAAGGAGAAAUAGAUGUACUGAAUACAGAAUUAAUAGAAUUGCAAGUGCAGCUUGUAGAAUUGAAGAGUGCACGGGAGGAGGCUAGCAAGAAGAGGCAAGAGAGUCAGCUCAAAAGGCAACAGGAGAAGACAUUAGCACAAAGCGCGCUUCGUGACGCCGAAGAUAAGGAUAGAAAGUGUCGCGAGCGAUGUAAGAAAGCGCUUCAGCGUACAGAGGAGAUAAAGGAAUUAACCACUAAAUACGAGCAGGAGAAAGCCAGUGGAAUGGAACAACUGGUUAAUUUGAAGAACUCAUUUACCAACGAGUUAAAGUCAAUUGACGAUGCAAUAUUGAAGAAAGUGAUGGAAGUGGAGAAGAGUAUUGAAAAUAAACUACGCAACCGUACAUUGUGAAAUCUCAUUGUACACGAAAUGUAACAAUAGUCCUGCCCCCUAGACUUAUUAAUCGAUAGAUACGGUUUUGAUAUUGUACGCAUCAGAUAGAAUGAGAUAGCACCAUUCCGCUACGUGUUUUUCUCAUGUUCGCGGUAACGACGCGUGACUUAUAUACAAUAAUUACUUGUAGAAUUGUGUAUUGUUUUACAAUUAUAUAACUAAUGCAACACACA
Galleria mellonella (greater wax moth) is the source of this 1824-nucleotide messenger RNA. RefSeq names its product golgin subfamily A member 6-like protein 24. NCBI's taxonomy places the organism in Eukaryota, Metazoa, Arthropoda, Insecta, Lepidoptera, Pyralidae. The transcript has 8 exons. The coding region runs from base 266 to 1609 and encodes 447 amino acids. The record is from RefSeq and is a predicted model, not a curated record.